This is a messenger RNA of Cucumis sativus (cucumber), 1334 nucleotides long. RefSeq names its product probable prolyl 4-hydroxylase 3. Gene Ontology annotation, molecular function: procollagen-proline 4-dioxygenase activity; iron ion binding; L-ascorbic acid binding. Gene Ontology annotation, biological process: peptidyl-proline hydroxylation to 4-hydroxy-L-proline. NCBI's taxonomy places the organism in Eukaryota, Viridiplantae, Streptophyta, Magnoliopsida, Cucurbitales, Cucurbitaceae. The transcript has 9 exons. The record is from RefSeq and is a predicted model, not a curated record. Gene Ontology annotation, cellular component: endoplasmic reticulum. The coding region runs from base 229 to 1083 and encodes 284 amino acids.
UUUGGUUAUUAGUUGCUCAGCUCCUUCUUGACGUAUUUAGUUAUGAGAAGUUCUUCAUUUAAUUUGCUUAUAAAAAACUAAUCAUUCAAAAGUUGAUAUUUUUGACCCUGUGAUAGAGAUAUUUGGAAGAACUAAUUAGGUCCCUUCAGAAUCGGAGAUGUUACCAUCAAUAAUAAAAGAAGGAUCGCCUUGUUGGUUUGAUUCUUUUGUAGCCUCUUCAUUCUGUCAAUGGCAGUAUCUAUACGCAAAUACAUCAAGUUACAGGGUAAGAAAUGGUCCACAUUUCAGCUUUCGAAGAUGAUCAUGGCCCUCGUUUUGGCACUUGGGUUUUUCAUGCUUAUUGCUCUUCGCUUCUUAUCUCCUCCUGAAACUUCUCACCACCGUUUCUCUUCCGUCCGGCAUACAGCAUUUCUAAGUGAUGGGUUGGGGAAGAGAGGAGAUCAGUGGGUUGAGUUCAUUUCUUGGGAGCCUAGAGCUUUUGUAUAUCAUAAUUUCUUGUCCAAGGAAGAAUGCUUGUACUUGAUUAGUCUUGCAAAACCUCACAUGGAGAAAUCAACUGUGGUUGAUAACGAAACUGGCAAGAAUGUGGAAGACAGUGUGCGAACCAGUUCUGGGAUGUUUCUGAAUAGAGGGCAGGACAAAAUCGUCAGUAACAUAGAGAAAAGAAUAGCAGAUUUUACUUUCAUUCCUAUAGAGCAUGGAGAAGGACUUCAAAUUCUCCAUUAUGAAGUUGGGCAGAAGUAUGAUGCGCAUUAUGAUUUCUUUGAUGAUGAGUUCAACCUCAAAGAAAUAGGCCAAAGAAUGGCCACCCUCCUCAUGUAUUUGUCGGAUGUUGAAGAAGGGGGCGAGACGGUGUUCCCGGCUGCGAAAGGAAACUUUAGCUCUGUGCCAUGGUGGAAUGAACUGUCUAAAUGUGGUAAAGGUGGACUCUCUGUAAAACCAAAAAUGGGAGAUGCUUUAUUGUUCUGGAGCAUGAAGCCGGAUACUACCUUAGACCCUACAAGUUUACAUGGUGCCUGUCCUGUCAUUAGAGGGAACAAAUGGUCAUGUACAAAGUGGAUACAUGUUAAUCAAUUAACAUGAGGGUGUAUUGAAAACACACUUUGUUGGGGAAGAAGACAAUUGGAAGACCACAGAUGAUUUUCUUUUUAACAUUAUACUUUUUUUAGUUUAAUUUGUUAUCCACCCUCUCAUAUUUUACAUAUUUAGUUGUCAGCAUAAUGCACGAAAAGUUUGAGAUAUUAAUACCAUGGGGUGGUAGAUUUGAAUUAUGUAUCUUGUGGUCAGUUGAGCUAAAUUCAUGUUUAAAAAAAAGUAAUUCUUUUUUUACAAAA